UACAGGAGCAGUUGCAGAAACUUCAGACCGCUGCUCAGUCAGCACAGUUAGGAGGUGGUGUUUCACAACCAGCCACUACAUCAGCCUCCUUUGUUCCUGUGGUUAGACAUUCCUCAGGUUUUGAAGGCGAUGACAUGGAUUUUGGGGAUAUAAUCUGGUCUCAACAAGAAAUAAACAGAUUGUCCAAUGAAGUUUCUAGACUUGAGUCUGAGGUUGACCACUGGAAGCAGAUUGCACAGUCUUCCAAAGUACAAGGAGCAAAUGAUGCUGAACAAAGUGAAAUAUGCAAACUGCAAAAUAUCAUUAAGGAGCUCAAACAGAACUUAAGUCGAGAAAUAGAUGAACAUCAACAUGAACUUUCGGUGUUGCAAGAUGCACACAGACAAAAGUUAGUAGAGAUAAGUCGUCGACAUCGAGAAGAGCUGAGUGAAUAUGAAGAGCGGAUUGAAGAACUUGAGAAUCAGUUACAGCAAGAUGGUGUAAGCACUGAUGCCAUGGUUGAUUCUAAAAUUAGUGAACAGGAAAAGACUGCUCAGAAUCUAGAAGGAGGGAAAGCAGACGACUUGCAAAUUGUAAAGGACCUAGAGGAUGAAAUAAGAAAAUUAAAUCAGAAGUUAUCUUCUACCGAAGAAGAAAACAAAAUUCUUCUGGAAGAGCAAGAACUGCUAAAGGUAGAAAAAAUCCAACUAACCCAGGAACUUGAAAGUCUAAAAUCUGACUUCAGUAUGCUUCCAAGUUCUGUUGCAGAGCAAGAUGCUCUCUUGAAAAAACAGGAGAAGUCUCAAUCCAAGACACCGCUACCAGAAGAUGUUGUCAGUCUGCAACAAGCACUGUUAGAAGCAGAAAGAGAAAUAGCAAGGCUUUCAAGUUUAAAUCAGGCUGACAAUCCUGUUUGUAUGGCAGAAGAUAUUCAAGCAUUUACACUAGAUAUCCAAGUUCUUAAAGAAGAAAAUCUUAAACUUAGGAAUGAAAAGGAGGAACUUGAGAAAGAACUGCUAAAUGCACAAUGUAAAGAUGAGAGUAUUAUUUCUGCAUAUACUGAGGAUCAGAAUUCAGAAUUAAGACAGUUAAAGCAAGAUUUGGAAAGGAAAGAACAUGAAUUAAAUGAAAGUAUUGCUGAAAGAGAAACAUUAAUAGCAGAAUUGGAAGAACUAGACAAGCAGAAUCAAGAAGCUACUCAGCAUAUGAUUACACUGAAAGAGAAGCUGUCAAGACAACACAUAGAAACUGAUGGCAUCACCAAACAGCUGAAAUUUGACAUAGAUGUUGAAAGAAAGAAAGUAGCAAAAUUAGAAAUGGAGAAGAUGGAAACUAUUAAGGAGUUAGAUACUCAGAAAGAAAAACUAAGUCAAUGUUCAUAUGCACUUAAUGAUUUGCAUAUAAGUAAGCAACAACUUCAAGAUAAUGUUAGAAACCUUCAAGAACAGUUGAAGAAGGCCCAGGACUGUAACUUGCAUAAUAAAAAAGAAAUUAGAGAAUUGCAACAAAGACUGAAAGAAAGAGAAGAGGAACUUUCUCUAUCCUUGAGCAAAUUAACAGAAAAUAUUAAGCAGGCAUCUAGCUACAGUAGUCAAGAUUUGAUUCUGAAAGAAAGAGAAGAAGAAAUUGUAAAACUACAAAAUAAACAACUGGAAAAUGAGCAACUAAAUGAAGACUUAGAGAAAUCUCUGUCUGAUCUCAAAACAGAAAAUGGAAAGCUAAUAGCAGCCUUUGAAGAACUAAAACAGGAGUUAAAUGAUACAAUUUCUGAGAAGAAUAAAGUUUGCUUAGAGAAAGACACGGUUGUGGAAGCUUUGAAAUUGGAAAAAAGACGUUUAGAAACAGAAUUAAGCCAGGCUGAAAAACAACUUUUUGAACAAGCACACAAGUAUGAGCAAACUAUUGAGGAACUAUCAAAUGCACGUAGUAUGGAUACCACUGCAUUGCAGCUUGAACAUGAGCGCCUAGUUAAACUCAAUCAGGAGAAAGAUUUUAAGAUUGCAGAACUCAAAAGUAGCAUGGAGCAGAUGGAAGUUGACCAUCAAGAAACAAAAGAGAUGUUAACUACUAGCUUAGGGGGACAAAAGCAGUUGACAGAACUCAUAAAAGAAAAGGAGGAAUUUAUUGAAAGACUUAAAAAUCAAGCCUCGGAGGUGAAGCAGGAACUUGAGGAACACAGGGAAGUUUCAAGAAAGCAGGAUGUCUUAAAACAGAACCUAGAGGAGAAAGACAAAAGUCUUGCUGUCAUGAAGGAAGAAAACAAUCAUUUGAAAGAAGAAAUUGAACGUCUUAAGGAUCAGCAAAGUCGAGCUACACCUGUGGUUGAGCCUAAAACUCUAGAUAUUAUUAUUGAACUUGAAAGUGAAGUGACGCAAUUAAAAGUGAUAAAGAAUAAUCUUGAAGAAGAAAUAGAAGUUCACAAAAAAACAAUAGAAGACCAGAAUCAAAAAACAGUGCAACUUCAGCAGUCCUUGCAGGAGCAAAGAAAGGAAAUAGAUGAGUCUAAAUUUCAGUGUGAACAAAUGAAUGUCAUACAUGAAAGACUCUCUUUAGAGAAAGAUGAAGAAAUUAAAAAUUUGCAGAAAACAAUUGAGCAAAUUAAAACUCAGUUGCACAAAGAGAGACAGGUUAUUCAGACUGAUUCCACUGAUCUUUUUCAGGAAACAAAAGUUCAGACACUUAAUGGAGAAAAUGGGAAUGAAAAACAUGACUUAUCUAAAGCUGAAAUUGAAAGACUAGUAAAAGGUAUCAAGGAAAGGGAGAUGGAGAUUAAGCUUCUAAAUGAAAAAAAUGUUUCUUUAAGUCAACAAAUCGAUCAGUUGUCUAAAGAUGAAGUUGGCAAACUUACUCGAAUCAUUCAAGAGAAAGACUUAGAAAUACAAGCUCUCAGUGCUAGAAUUUCCUCAGCUUCUUAUCGGCAGGAUGUCCUUGGUCUUCAGCAGCAACUACAGGCUUAUGUCAUGGAAAGAGAACAAGUACUAGCAGUUCUAAGUGAAAAGACAAGAGAGAACAGUCAGUUAAAAACAGAGUAUCAUAAGAUCAUGGAUAUGGUGGCCGCUAAAGAAGCAGCUUUGGUAAGGUUGCAAGAAGAGAACCAAAAAUUGUCUAAUAGAUUUGAAAAUAGCAGUCAAGAUAUGUUUAGAGAAACUAUUCAAAAUUUAUCCCGUAUCAUUCGAGAAAAAGAUAUUGAAAUAGAUGCUCUAAGUCAGAAAUGCCAAACCUUAUUGACUGUCUUGCAGACAUCCAGUACAGGUACUGAUAAUGGCUCAGGAGGUGUUAACAGUAACCAGUUUGAGGAACUUUUACAGGAACGUGAUAAAUUAAAACAGCAAGUAAAGAAGAUGGAAGAGUGGAAGCAGCAGGUAAUAACCACAGUUCAGAACAUGCAGCAUGAGUCAGCUCAUCUCCAAGAAGAGCUACAAAAGCUUCAAGCACAGAUUUCAGUUGAAAGUGAUAGUAAUUCAAAAUUGCAGGUAGAUUAUAAUGGCUUGAUUCAGAGUUAUGAACAAAAUGAGAAAAAACUAAGAAGUUUUAGUCAAGAAUUAGCACAAGUUCAGCACACCAUAGGACAGCUUCAUAACACCAAAGAUCUUCUCCUGGGUAAACUUGAUUUGGUAACACCAUCUGUGACAGUGGCUUCCAUCAUUUCACAGCCUUCAGUCGUGCAAAGCAGUGCUCCUGAAGUACUCAGUGAUGAAUCUAAACUCCUUCAGAAGGAAUUGGAACAACUGAAAAAAAAGCUGCAAGAAAAAGAUUCAACUAUUAGGACUCUUCAGGAAAACAAUCAACGAUUAUCCGAUUCUGUGGCUACAGCAUCAGAGUUUGAAAGGAGGAGUCAAGAAGAGACUAAUUCAGAGAUGAGGCAGAUCAGAGAAAAACAUGAUGUCUUACAGAAAUCUCUUAGAGAAAAAGACAUACUGAUUAAAUCAAAAAGUGAUCAGUUACUUUCUGUGAGUGAAAAUCUUAGUAACAAAGAAAAUGAAAAUGAGCUUUUAAAACAAGCAGUGACUAAUCUCAAAGAAAGGAAUUUAAUAUUAGAAAUGGAUAUUCGAAAACUGAAAGAAGAAAAUGAAAAAAUAGUUGUAAGGUGUAGAGAAAAAGAAACAGAAUUCCGAGCACUUCAGGAAACUAAUAUGCAAUUUUCAAUGAUGCUGAAAGAGAAAGAGUUUGAGUCCCACUCAAUGAAGGAAAAAGCUCUCGCUUUUGAGAAGCUAUUGAAAGAGAAAGAACAGGGCAAAACGGGGGAAUUGAAUCAACUGCUAAAUGAGGUUAAAUCGAUGCAGGAAAAGGCUGCUACUUUUCAGCAAGAGAGAGACCAAGUUAUGGUAGCACUCAAACAGAAGCAAAUGGAGAGCAGUGCCCUACAGAAUGAGAUACAGCAUUUGCAUGAGAAAGAGCAGCGCCUAAAUCAGGAACUGGAGAGGCUGCGUAACCACCUUAUAGAAAUGGAGGACUCUUAUACACGAGAAGCCUUAGCUGCAGAAGACAGAGAGACCAAGCUAAGAAAAAAAGUUUCAGUUUUGGAAGAAAAACUCGUGUCUUCAUCUACUGCAGUGGAGAAUGCCAGUCAUCAGGCUAAUCUGCAGGUUGAAUCCUUGCAAGAGCAAUUAAACCUGGUUUCCAAGCAGAGAGAUGAAGCAGUGCUACAGCUCGCCAUCUCACAAGACCAAGUGAAACAGUAUGCAUUGUCACUGACCAACCUGCAGAUGGUACUAGAGCAAUUCCAACAGGAAGAAAAAGCCAUGUAUUCAGCAGAGCUGGAAAAACACCAAAAAGAGACUGCAGAAUGGAAAAAAGCCCAAAACUUAGAAGAAAAAGUUGCAUCACUACAGGAAAAUUUAGAAGAGGCGAAUGCUGCGCUGGAUGCAGCAUCAAGGCUUACUGAGCAACUUGAUGUCAAAGAGGAGCAGAUUGAAGAGCUUAAAAGAGAAGGUGAGAUCAGAAGAGAAAUGUUGGAAGAUGUACAGAAUAAACUGAUGAAUCUCAUCAACAGCACAGAAGGAAAAGUGGACAAGCUCCUGAUGAGGAAUCUCUUCAUUGGACAUUUUCAUACUCCAAAAAAUAAACGUAAUGAAGUGUUAAGGUUAAUGGGAAGUAUCUUGGGUAUGAAGAAGGAGGAACUUGAUCAGCUACUCUCUGAAGACCAGAGAGGAGUUACAAGAUGGGUGACGGGCUGGCUUGGUGGAGGAUCAAAGAGUGUCCCAAGCACACCUUUACGACCAACUCAUCAGACUGGUUUUAAUAGUUCUUUUUCAGAACUGUUUGUGAAAUUCCUUGAAACAGAGUCUUGCCCAAACCUUCCUCCACCCAAGCUUUCUGUUCAUGAUAUGAAACCUUUAGGAGCAGCAGGAACUGGUAAAACUAGCAGUACUCCAAGCAGCAGUCAAAUACCAGAUUCUGGAGUCUCAGGAACCAGCAGAAGACCAGAUACAAAUCCAUUUCUAGCACCUCGAUCUGCAGCAGUGCCUCUCAUAACACCUGCUUCUACUUCUGGGCAUCUACUUAUGAAACCUAUUUCAGAUGCUUUGCCUACUUUUACACCACUGCCAGUGUCCCCAGAUGCCAGUGCUGGUGCUGUACUAAAAGACCUCCUAAAACAAUAUAUCGAUGAAUGUCGGACUAUUCCUGAGGCCUGUAGAGGAGACAUGGUGUGUGUCAACCAGAAUGGUGGCUAUUUAUGUGUACCACGGACAAACCCAGUGUAUCGAUCACCAUAUCUGAAUCCUUAUUCAAAUAUUUAUCCACCACCCCAAGCACCAGGCCCUGUUCCUAACUACCCUACUGUUACAAGACCUCUGAUUUGUCGAUUUGGUUACCAGUUGGAUGAAAACAAUCAGUGUGCUGAUAUUGAUGAAUGUGCUUCCGAUUCUCACCAGUGUAAUCCCACCCAGAUCUGCAUCAAUACUGAGGGGGGAUAUACCUGUUCCUGCACUGAAGGCUACUGGCUGCUAGAAGGCCAGUGUUUAGACAUAGAUGAGUGCCGUUACGGCUACUGCCAGCAGCUGUGUGCCAAUGUGCCUGGUUCCUACUCCUGUACGUGCAACCCAGGCUUUACACUUAACGAUGAUGGAAGAUCGUGCCAAGACAUGGAUGAAUGCAGCUUCUCAGAGUUCCUCUGCCAGCACGAAUGUGUGAAUGGGCCUGGUUCUUACUACUGUGUCUGUCCUUCGGGCUAUAACCUGCUUGAUGAUAGCAGAAGCUGCCAAGAUAUCAAUGAAUGUGAAACUAGGAACUUCACCUGCACUCUACAGCAAACGUGUUUCAAUAUCCCAGGAGAAUAUAAAUGUUUAGACCCAGUAAGAUGCGAGGAACCUUAUAUCCAGAUUAAUGAGAACCGCUGUAUGUGUCCAGCUGAAAACCCCGGCUGCAGGGAUCAACCAUUCACUAUCCUGUACAGAGUCAUGGAUGUUCUGUCUGGGCGUUCAGUGCCUUCUGACAUCUUUCAGAUGCAAGCAACAACUCGCUACCCUGGAGCCUAUUACAUCUUCCAAAUCAAAUCAGGGAAUGAGGGCAGGGAAUUCUACAUGCGGCAAACAGGACCGAUCAGUGCUACACUGGUGAUGACCCGUCCUGUGAAAGGGCCCCGCACUGUCCAGUUAGACUUGGAAAUGAUCACUGUCAACACCGUCAUCAACUUCAGAGGAAGCUCCGUCAUCCGGCUGAGGAUAUUUGUAUCACACUCAAAGAGAAUUGGAAAGUUCAAACUCUGCGUCUGUACGCUUUACCAUUGGUUACCAGUAUCACCCACCUUCAAAGCUGAAAUCUGGAAACAGCAAUAUUACAGUGUGCUCUUCUCUACAAGAGGCAGUGGUGAAUUGCUUUUAUGUUUGUCUACAACAAACAUAAAAGCAGUUUCCAUGGCGCAGGAAUCUGAAGCUGUACCCACAAGCAAGCCAACUAUUGUAGAGCAACCUCCAUUGUCUUCAGUAUCAGUGAAGCGGCAAGUUGGCUGUUCUGAGGAUUAUCUGCUUUCUAAACUGCCGCUGGAUGGGCAGGAGGUACCAUUUGUGGUCCCACCAUUCAAACUGGCUUACGUACAGCCAAAAAGCCUUCCUAGUACCUCACAUGCUGGAGGAAUUCAAGAAUCUGCCAGAGCUUCUUUUGGUGACCGGAAAGCAGAACUGUGCGGUGUGUACCAGUGGCCCCGCUAUGAUGUGUACAACCCAUUCUAUUUGGAACAUCAUGUUUCACCAGACCAGAUUAGGCGCUUCCAAGCCAAAUCAGAUAAUAGGAAAUUAUAUGGAUCAGUUAGUGAUUUAAGAACUAGUGCUUUGCCUGGAUCACUUGAUUUAAGUCAUUCAAUGUUUGAUCUCAGAAGCCCACCUCAUCGAUUCAUGAAGGACAUUGAAUUUAUGGAAACUUUUGUAUUUGCUAUUAAGUUGCAAAGUGUUCAAACUGUCAGACUGGUAUUUAAAAUCCAGACACAGACUCCUAGGAAAAGAACAAUUGGAGAGUGCUCUUUGUCACUGCGGGAGCUCAGCUCAGAGGAGUCAAAUCAUUGGCUGGAUAUAUCUCCUCCUUCCAAAGCACCUGUGUGCCGCACAGAACUUCAAAUAGGAACUUGUUUUCAAGCAAUAAACAGGAGGAUUCAGUUACAGAUUCUUGAAGCACAAAAUCUUCCAAUUUCAUCUACGCCGCUGUCGUUAAGUUUCUUUGUGAAAGUUGGAAUGUUUAGUACAGAAGGGCUGAUCUAUAAGAAGAAGACUCGUCUCGUGAAGUCCACUAAUGGUCAAGUGAAGUGGAGAGAAAUGAUGAUUUUUCCAGUUAGCCAAGCUGAACAAGGAAUCAGUUUUCUUAUCAAACUCUACAGCAGAAGCUCAGUGAGAAGAAAGCACUUUCUAGGACAGGUCUGGAUAAGUUCUGACAGCAAUAACAGUGAAGCAGUAGAGCAGUGGGAAGAUACUAUUGCUAAUCCUGAAAAAGUUGUUAUUAAGUGGUACAGCCUUGGGGGCCCGGCCCCCGGCCGCCCGAACGCUCCCUCGGCCUUCGCGAAGCGGCGCGGUGGCCGCGGUGCCGGCGGCACGAUGACUGACACCCGGCGCAGGGUGAAGGUUUACACGCUGAACGAGGACCGGCAGUGGGACGAUCGAGGCACGGGGCAUGUGUCCUCCUGCUACGUGGAGCGGCUGAAGGGCAUGUCCCUGCUAGUCAGGGCGGAGAGCGAUGGUUCUCUUCUUUUGGAGUCCAAAAUUAACCCGAAUACGGCGUACCAGAAGCAACAGGAUACCUUGAUUGUGUGGUCUGAAGCUGAAAACUAUGAUUUGGCACUUAGCUUUCAAGAAAAAGCAGGAUGUGAUGAAAUAUGGGAAAAAAUAUGUCAGGUUCAAGGCAAAGACCCCUCUGUCGAUAUUACUCAGGACCUUGUCGAUGAGUCUGAGGAAGAACGUUUUGAUGAUAUGUCAUCACCAGGUCUUGAAUUGCCAUCUUGUGAAUUAAGUCGACUAGAAGAAAUUGCAGAACUUGUGGCGUCUUCACUGCCUUCGCCGUUACGCCGUGAGAAACUUGCGCUAGCACUGGAAAAUGAGGGCUAUAUUAAGAAGCUCUUAGAAAUUUUUCAUGUGUGCGAAGACUUGGAGAACAUUGAAGGACUACACCACUUAUAUGAAAUUAUCAAGGGAAUCUUCCUUUUGAACAGAACUGCACUUUUUGAAGUCAUGUUUUCCGAGGAAUGUAUAAUGGACGUAAUUGGAUGCCUAGAAUACGAUCCGUCUUUAUCACAGUCACGGAAACACAGGGAAUUUCUGACUAAAACAGCAAAAUUUAAAGAGGUGAUUCCUAUAUCUGAUCCAGAGUUGAAGCAAAAAAUACAUCAGACGUACAGAGUACAGUAUAUUCAAGAUAUGGUCCUACCCACUCCCUCAGUUUUUGAGGAAAAUAUGCUAUCAACACUUCAUUCUUUCAUCUUUUUUAAUAAAGUGGAAAUAGUUGGUAUGUUACAGGAAGAUGAAAAAUUUCUGACAGACUUGUUUGCACAACUAACAGAUGAAGCCACAGAUGAGGAGAAAAGACAGGAAUUGGGUAUGGAUGAUGCACAAGUACGAAGUGCAGCCACAGAUAUAUUCUCAUAUUUAGUUGAAUACAACCCAUCCAUGGUACGAGAGUUUGUCAUGCAGGAAGCUCAGCAGAAUGAUGAUGAUAUACUACUCAUUAACCUCAUAAUAGAACACAUGAUUUGUGACACAGAUCCAGAACUUGGAGGGGCAGUGCUACUAAUGGGUUUGCUUCGUACCUUAGUUGAUCCAGAAAAUAUGCUUGCCACUGCCAAUAAAACAGAAAAGACAGAGUUCUUGGGUUUCUUCUACAAGCACUGUAUGCAUGUUCUGACAGCCCCCUUAUUGGCCAAUACUACAGAGGACAAGCCUAGCAAAGGUGCCCUUCGUUUCAAGAGAAAAAUAAUUGGACUAAAGGAUGAAUUCUACAACCGCUACAUAAUGAAAAGUUUUUUGUUUGAACCUGUGGUCAAAGCAUUUCUGAAUAAUGGUUCCCGUUACAAUUUGAUGAACUCUGCCAUAAUAGAGAUGUUUGAGUUUAUCAGAGUGGAAGAUAUAAAAUCUUUAACAGCUCACGUGAUUGAAAAUUAUUGGAAAGCACUGGAAGAUGUAGAUUAUGUGCAGACAUUCAAAGGACUGAAACUACGAUUUGAGCAGCAAAGGGAAAGACAAGAUAAUCCAAAACUUGAUAGCAUGCGCUCCAUUUUGAGAAACCACAGAUACAGGAGGGAUGCAAGAACCCUGGAGGAUGAGGAGGAAAUGUGGUUUAAUACUGAUGAAGAUGAUAUGGAAGAUGGAGAGGCAGUGGUGCCCCCUUCUGACAAAACUAAAAAUGACGAAGAUAUUAUGGACCCUAUAAGUAAAUUCAUGGAGAGGAAAAAAUUAAAAGAGAGCGAAGAAAAGGAAGUUCUUCUGAAAACUAACCUUUCAGGUCGUCAGAGCCCAAGUUUCAAGCUUUCCUUUUCCAGCGGGACAAAAUCUAACCUUACCAGUCAGUCAUCUGCAAGUAAUCUGCCUGGAUCCCCAGGUUCUCCCGGAUCUCCAGGAUCCCCUGGGUCUCCAGGGUCUGUUUCUAAAAGCACAUCUCAGAUGGCAGCUAUUACAACAAAGGGAGGCCUCGUAGGGCUUGUAGAUUAUCCUGAUGAUGAUGAAGAGGAUGAUGAAGAUGAAGAUAAGGAGGAAACUUUACCUUUGUCAAAGAAAGGACGCUCCAGCGCCCGCACCGAGCCUCCGCCCUUCUUUCCCCGGCAGGUGAAAACCUUCGGAGCGCUGGGGGGUGGCGGCGAGGACAAGCUCGGCAUGUACAUGGAGCUGGCGGACGGCGUCCUGCUCAACAGGAUCAUGCUGCAGAUAGACCCUCGGCCAACCAACCAACGUGUUAACAAGCAUGUAAAUAAUGAUGUCUAUCUUCGGGUUCAAAACCUGACCAUCUUAGUCAGAAACAUUAAGACUUACUAUCAGGAGGUCCUCCAGCAGCUGAUUGUAAUGAAUUUACCAAAUGUUUUAAUGAUUGGCAAAGAUCCUCUUUCUGGUAAAAGUAUGGAAGAAAUUAAGAAGCUGCUGUUGUUGGUUCUGGGAUGUGCUGUUCAGUGUGAAAGAAAAGAAGAGUUUAUUGAAAGAAUAAAACAGCUGGAUAUUGAAACCCAAGCUGCGAUUGUGUCACACAUUCAGGAGGUGACUCACAACCAGGAGAAUGUCUUCGACUUGCAGUGGCUGGAGCUCCCAGACAUGGCCCCAGAAGAACUGGAGUCUCUCUCCAGGAAUAUGGUGUUUCACCUCAAGAGGCUCAUUGAUGAGAGAGAUGAGUGCACAGAGAUGAUUGUAGAUCUCACUCAAGAGAGGGACUAUCUACAGUCUCAGCAACCACCAAAUCCUCUGAAGGCAUCAAGUCCAGAUUCUUCUCCAAACCCAGCCAACCCUCUUUCUAAUGAGGACAAGCAGCACCUUGCAGUUGAGCUGGCAGACACAAAGGCUAAACUGAGAAGAGUUCGGCAGGAGCUGGAAGAGAAGUCCGAGCAGCUUGUGGAUUCUAAACAUGAAGUUGAGCAGCUCACCCUAGAGCUGCAAAAAAUAAAACAAGAGAAUAUCCACCUGGCCUCAGAUGCUCGUUCUGCCCGAGCAUAUAGAGAUGAGUUGGACUCACUGAGAGAAAAGGCAAACCGUGUGGAGAGACUUGAGAUGGAACUUGUUCGGUGCAAAGAGAAACUUCAUGAUGUGGAUUUUUACAAAGCUCGCAUGGAGGAGUUAAGAGAAGAUAACAUCAUAUUGAUUGAAACAAAGGCGAUGUUGGAAGAACAGCUAACGAUGGCAAGAGCUCGUGUUGAUAAGUUGCAUGAGAUAGAGAAGGAGAAUUUGCAGUUGAAAUCCAAACUUCAUGAUGUGGAGCUGGAUCGAGACACGGACAAAAAGAGAAUUGAAGAGCUUCUGGAGGAGAAUAUGGUCUUGGAGAUUGCACAGAAACAGAGCAUGAAUGAAUCUGCACACCUAGGCUGGGAACUGGAGCAACUGUCUAAAAGCACAGAUCUUGCUGAUACUAGGAAGUCCUUUGUGUUUGAGCUGAAUGAAUGUGCUUCAAGUCGCAUACUGAAGCUAGAGAAGGAUAAUCAGAGCUUGCAGAACACAAUCCAAGAGCUGAGAGAUGCCUCCUUGGCCUCCAGAGAGAGCAGCCUAAAGUUUGUGGAACUGGAAAAGGAAAAUCAACAGCUUAGCAAAAAGAUUGAGAAGUUGCAAAAUCAAAUUGAAAAAGAGAAGCAAAGUAAUCAAGAUCUGGAGACCUUGAGUGAAGAGUUGAUAAAAGAGAAAGAACAGUUACAAGUUGUCAUGGAGACUCUGAAAGCUGACAAAGACAGACAGAUAAAGGACCUUAAACAAGAAAAUGAUCACCUGAAUCAAGUGGUCUUAUCCCUGAGACAAAGAUCUCAAGUGAGCAGCGAGGCAAGAGUGAAAGAUAUUGAAAAAGAGAACAAGAUCCUUCAUGAAACAGUUACAGAAACUAGUUCCAAAGUCAACAAGCUGGAAUUUGAGAAGAAACAGUUGCAAAAGGAUUUUGACCAGGUUAAAGAAAAAGUGGAAAGAGUGGAAGAAAUGGAGAAAGAGCUCCACCGGCUGGAGAAGGAGAAUGAACAGCUCACAAAGAAGGCAACAGCAAUGAAAACAGUAACAAAAAAAGUUGAAGUUCUUCAGCAGGAAAAUUGGGAUCUGGAAAUGGAAAAUAGGAAACUCAGAAAAUCCCUGGACACAUUCCAGAAUGUUUCCAUCCGGCUUGGGGACCUGGAAAGGGACAACAAGCAGUUGGAUGAAGAAAACCUGGAGCUUAGAAGAGUUGUGGAGACCAUGAGAUUUACCAGCACAAAAAUGGCACAAAUAGAAGCAGAAAAUAAAGAUUUGGAGAGAGAAAAAGAGGACUUAAGGAAGAAUGUGGAAAUGUUAAAAGUGCUGAGUAAGAAAUCAGAAAGGCUGGAGCUAAGUUAUCAGAGUAUCAACUCUGAAAACCAGAGACUUCAGCAAAUGUUGGAGAACAGCAGCAAAAAGAUCCAGGAUCUAGAAAAAGAAGUACAGGCAACGGAGAGUGAAAAUCAAGUCCUUCAGAGAAACCUUGAGCAGCUGAAGAUUUCUGCUAAAUGUCUAGAAAGGUUAGAAAAAGAGAACAAAGCCCUAGAACAAGAAAUAUCUCAGCUUGAGAAGGACAAAAAACUGCUGGAGAAAGAAACAAAACGGCUUUGGCAGCAAGUGGAGCUGAAAGAUGCUAUUUUGGACGAUAGUACAGUAAAGUUGGCAGUUGCUGAGAAAGAAAACAAGACACUAGAAAAGGAAAUAGCUCAAUUCAGAGAUUCAUCUAAUAAGCUGAAAGAAUUUGAAAAGGACAACAAAGAUCUCAUAAAGCAAGUUACAAUUGAUAAAAGAACACUAGCUACAUUGAGAGAGGAUUUGGUUCUGGAGAAGCUGAAAAGUCAACAGUUGUCUAGUGAGCUGGACAAACUGAGCCUGGAACUGGAGAAGAUAGGAUUGAGCAAAGAGCUGCUGCUACAGGAUGACAAUGGCAAUGACGACACAAAAUACAAGAUUCUGGAAAGCAAAACUGAAUCGGCACUGAAAACAACACUAGCUGUGAAAGAGGAAAAGAUUGCAGUGCUGGAAGCUCAAGUGAAAGACACUCUGAACUUGAAUCAGCAGUUACAAAAUGAUCUAAAUAUGAUAAAGAAGGAUUUUGAUGCACUUAAGCAGAAUCAGCAGGAUGGGCAGCAAGCUCAGAAUUCACUGAAGUAUUCUGCAGAGAAGCUCGUUCCCAACCACCAAAUGAAUGAGAAAUUGGACACGGGACACCGAGAGGCUACCAUGGAGCUGCUGAAAUUGAAAGACAGGGCAAUUGAAUUGGAAAGGAAUAAUGCAGCCCUGCAUACUGAGAAGCAGCUACUUAAAGAACAGCUGAAGCAUUUGGAAACACAGAAUGUCUCUUUCAACAAUCAGAUCCUGACACUACAGAAGCAAAACAUGUUCCUUCAGGAACACAAUACUGCCCUGCAGACACAGACAGCUAAACUCCAGGUGGAAAAUUCAACCCUCAACUCCCAGAGUGCUUCAUUGAUGGCCCAGAAUGCUUUACUCCAGAAUCAGCAAACAGCUAAGGAGAAUGAAAAUGAAAAUCUGCUGAAGCAGAAGGAGCAGCUUAAAGCUGAAUAUGAAUCAUUGCUUCAAGACCAUGAACACCUUGCUUCAUUACAUGAACGGCAGUCCACAGAAUAUGAAUUGCUAAUAAACCAGCACAGCUGUCUGAAAACCUUGCACAAAAACCUGGAUCUAGAACACAAAGGUCUUGGGGAGAGAUAUAACAGCUUAAUGAAACAGAAGGCAGAACUGGAAGAGUUGGAACUAGCUCUAAAAACUGAGAGAGAGGUCCUGCAAGAAGAAAGGAGAUCAAAUGCAAUAACUGCUGGGGAAAAUCAGAAGCUGAGGGAGGAACUGGACAGGGUGAAUUUCUUGCACAGCCAACUAAAGGCAGAAUAUGAAGGGCUGCAUUCACACACUAAAGAACUGAAAACUUCCUUGAACAACUCUCAGCUAGAGCUGAAUCGUUGGCAGGCUCGCUAUGAUGAGCUGAAAGAACAGCACCAGUCCAUGGAUAUCUCUCUGACCAAGCUGGAUAACCACUGUGAGCUGCUGUCACGUCUCAAGGGAAAUCUGGAAGAAGAGAAUCAUCAUCUUCUAAGUCAAAUUCAGAUGCUGAACCAGCAGAAUCAGAUGUUACUGGAGCAGAACAUGGAGAGCAAGGAUCAGUAUCAUGAAGAACAGAAGCAGUACAUUGAUAAACUAAAUGCCUUAAAGAGACACAAGGAAAAACUUGAAGAGAAAAUAAUGGAUCAGUACAAGUUUUAUGAUCCUACUCCAAAAAAGAAAAACCAUUGGAUUGGAGCCAGAGCCUUAGUCAAACUAAUCAAGCCAAAGAAGGAGUCUACAAGGGAGCGAUUGAAGCCAGCAUCAGAGAGUCCUCUAUGGCAUUCUGAAUCCCCAGAGACAGUAAACUCUCCAUCUGCCUCACAAAAACUGAAACAUCAACAGGAAUCUCAGGAUAAUACUUCUCAAGGGUCAAACUCUGUGGAAGAAAGAGAGAACCCUGGAGGUUCUGCAACUAAAGUGCUAACAGAUCUGAAGCAAAAGAGGAGUUCCCAUCAUGGGAGCGGCAGUGAUAGUGUUGAAAUCUCAGCAGACUCUGAGACCAAACACUCUUGUGUGGAGCUGGGUCCCAGAACUUGCUCAACCUCAGCUAUUCACCUGCACACUUCCACCCCCAUCUCCAGGGUCCCAAGCAGACCAAAAGGCUAUAAUUCAGAAGAUAAUCUAUGUGAACAGUCCCCUGAGGUAGAGUUUGCAAGCACCAGACAGCAUGUGUCCAGACCAAGCAGUCUAGAGAGCAGUAGAAAUGCAUCCAGCAGUAGUUCACCACUCAAUUUGAAAGGUUCCUUAGAUCAUAUUCAUGGUAGAACUGAGAGCCUCAGCAGUGAAGAUAUGGUGCCAAGCAGAGAGGUGCCAGCCUUGCUCCGAGACCGCUAUCCCUUUCACUCUGCUUCCGCCAUCAUAGACCCUAGCAGCAGAUAUGAGUCAUCCUUCCACAGGAAUGGAUCGGUCUCUUCUGAUGUACCUCAGAAGAGCACUCCAUCUCAGUCUUACACGGGCAGGCAGCGCUCUGCCUCACCUGGCAGUGAGAUGGUAACCUUGGAAGAGUUCCUGGAAGAGAGCAACAGGCUAUCUCCACCAAGUCAUCGACGCAGUUUAGAUGAGAGUGAAAUGAUUUCAUUGCACCAAUUUCUGUUAGAAGCUGAUGCACUGUAUCCCUCUUGCUACACCCUAUGUCCUUCCCUCCGUCAGGAACCUUCGCAGUCGCUCGAAUCACUCCUCAUUCAUUCAUGUCCUGACUGCAUGAGAGACAGAACAGUCAGGGGAAAUAGGAGAUCCACUUCACUAUAUAUCCCCAGGGACACCUCCAGUAACAGAGAGGAUUUGCUGAGUGAUUAUUUUAAGAAAGCAAAUGAGCCUUCAGCUACUGGGAACCCACUGGUUCAGCCAUCAAGAAAGGAGGCUGCCAAGGUGAUGCCCGUUGGUCACGUUGCUCCAGCUGUAAAGAUGCCUGUCACUGGCGAAGAAGGAAGAACAGCUAAGCCUGGAAAUUACAUGAAGCCGAACCUCAGACAAGUCGAACCUGAGCCUCUGGCAAAUUCCCAGGGCCCCUUGAAGCCUCCUCAUAUGCCACAGCAGCAACCCACCAGUGCUGUGCGGCAGACAGCACAGCCACAGCAGCCUGGGUCGGUCGGCAGGAGGAGUACCUCAUUGAGCAGGGCGUUCAGCUUAGCAUCUGCAGAUCUCCUCAGAGCCACCGGCCCAGAGGCAUAUAGGCAGGAGAGCCCUCAGAAGUCAGUAGGAGACUUGCGUGGGUGCAAGGAUACUGUCUGUCAGUCUUCGAGAGCUCCUGUACCAACAAGCUCUCAGGCAACCUUAAGAGAGAGGCCCCAGUCAGCAAAGAUGGCAGGUUCUUUGCAAGGUGUUGAUUCUCGUUGUCGGCAGCUUGAUGCAAGGCGCCUUUCCCUGGCCCCACCAAAAGAUGAGAGGCCUCUCUCUUUCCACCAAUUUUCUGCCUCACCUACUGCAUCCACCAGCAAUCUGAAUGUGCAGCAACAGGAGCGAAUGAACCCUGGGCAACACUACUCACCCACACCACACACUCCCUCUAAAACUAAGCCUAAGCCAGCCCCUCGUAUGGGGGAGGUGGCCACAGUGGGCACUGCCAGAGCUGUUUCCACCAGCACUGAGGGAAAUACUUCCCUAGGGCAAAGCCAGGGUGAUGUCCUGCUUACCAAGUGCCAGGGCAAGCUGCCAGAUGGCAGCUGUGGGGCUUUGGAGGAGCCUGUGAGAGGAAGCAGCUCCAGCAGCACUCCUGGGUCUUCAGACCCCCAGGGGGAUCAGCAGACAGUUUGGUAUGAGUAUGGCUGUGUGUAACCUGUGGGUGCAGCUUGUAGUAUAUAUGUUUGGCGCUGCUGAUGUUGGGUAGUCCUUGUCUAGACACUAUGCCAGGUCUUAAAAGAUAUCACCUGCAUGCUGAUCUGAAUGUUCUCCGGGUACUGUUUUCUUGUUGGACAAAAAAAUAUGAUUAAGAAAAAUAAGGAGCAAACUCCCAGUCCGUCUUUGGACGCUGUUGUGCCUGAAAUGAAAUGCUUGACCCAAUCCCAAGGCAAACUUGGGACCUGAUUCUCACAAAUGCUGAGCAUUUCCAUCUGCAGAAGAUGCUUAGCAGAGUCCUCUGUCAUUGCUGCACUGUGCACCCCUCCUACCUGCAUUAAAGAAGAGUUUCACAGGUAAUACGUAUGUGCUGAAACCAGCUCCGCCAUUGAUAAAUAAAUUAAACCAUACUGAAAAGGUCGUAUAAAAGCCAAACUUCUUCCCAGAAGACAUAACCAGACACUUGGCUUAAUUAGCUUGAAGAGAAAGCUGAAGAGCAAAAGUGUGUGGCUUUAACCAUGAAUUUGUUAAAAUCAGUUCUCUUUGCCACAGCCACAUUUUAUAGAGAUAACACACAGAAUUCAAGGAUCGUAUCCUAACCUUUCCCACGGGGGUUGUAUAAACAGAGAAGGGCUAGUGUUACCACCCCACUGCCUUCCGUGUGUAGCUGCAGAUCAGUGGAUCCUUGUCUCUGAAAGCCAAGUGGUGCUGCUUUUUGAAAUUUUUAUGCAAACACUGGAACUAAUGCAGCCUUUUCAGGGGAGAUGUCGUUUGAAUUGUAAGAGUGACAUCUCAUGUACAAAAGUGACUUGUAAGUAUGUAUAUAAGGAGCUCAAGUAUUGUAUAGGAAUGCUGUGUAAAUUGUAUUAUUACAUCUGUGUGCGUGGCACCCCACAUCCUAAAUGAAAUGUGGGAUUCCAUCUUAGAAAUCUGUUUGUCUCCAAGAACUUUGCUCAAAAUAGAAAGCAAAAUAAUUUUGUAUACAUGUGAAAGAAAUAUACUUUUAAAUCUAUUUAUGCCCAGGAAGGUUCCUUGUAUGUUUCUGUCCAGAGUGUGAUGAGUUGCUUAUGUAUAUAUGAUGAAAUGCAUAUCUUUAAUUCUGUUUCGUGUUUGUAAAGCUGUUUUUCUUGAAAUAGACUAAAUCCUCCCCUUCCCCCCAGUAAUAUUUGUUUUUCUGGUUCUGAUUUAAUCUAGUGAAAACUAAAAUCGAUUCUGCUAGGGAUGUUUUUGUUAUCUGGUUUGUAGUAAUCCCAUUCUGGAAACUACAAAAUUGUUUAUAAUAAAGAUUAAAAUAAUACAGA
Molecule: messenger RNA, 17758 nt
Organism: Meleagris gallopavo (turkey)
Lineage: Eukaryota; Metazoa; Chordata; Aves; Galliformes; Phasianidae
Source: RefSeq, a predicted model, not a curated record